This is a messenger RNA of Cuscuta campestris, 2187 nucleotides long. NCBI's taxonomy places the organism in Eukaryota, Viridiplantae, Streptophyta, Magnoliopsida, Solanales, Convolvulaceae. The record is from the annotation of a GenBank genome assembly.
AACUUCCCAUGUUUUCGGCAACAACCCCCGUCGGUCGGUGCUCUCUCCCUUCCACAUUGAAUCGAUAAAUUGAUAAAAGAAUGGGGAGGAAGACGAAGUCCAGAGAGAGAUGUUUUGGGUGGUGUUUGGCGGCGAUUGUAGCGGUGGCUAUCGGGUUGUCCAUUUAUGUGCUCAUGAAUCCCAAAGAUGGAGGGUUCCCGGAGCCGCCGGGAGUCAUCAACAAGAAGUAUGCUGAUGCUCUCAAAGUGGCAUUGCAGUUCUUUGCCAUUCAAAAGGCUGGCAAGUUGGAGAAGAACGAAAUACCAUGGAGGGGGGAUUCGGCUCUCAAAGAUGGGAGUGAAGCAAAGAUUGAUCUGAGUAAAGGAAUGUAUGACGCGGGCGACCUCAUUAAGUUUGGGUUCCCAAUGGCUUACACCGCGACCAUGUUGUCGUGGGCCAUCCUCGAAUAUGGAGACCGUAUGGAGGUCGUGAACCAGCUCGAACCCGCCCGUGAUUCGCUCAAAUGGAUAACGGAUUUCUUGAUCAAUGCACACCCCUCUCCUAAUGUCUUGUACAUCCAGGUGGGGGACGCGGUACGCGACCAUAGUUGUUGGGAAAGACCAGAAGACAUGAACGGCGAAAGACCAUUGAUCCAAGUGAACACUUCUGUCCCCGGCACAGAGGUUGCAGCCGAAACCUCUGCAGCAAUGGCAGCCGCGUCCCUUGUGUUUAAGUCCACCAACUCCGGUUACUCCACACUGCUUCUGAAACAUGCCAAAGAGCUGUUUGUCUUUGCAGACAAACACCGCGGCUCGUACAGCCAAAACAUCCCCCAAAUAGCCAGUUAUUACAAUUCAACCGGGUACGGCGAUGAGCUCUUGUGGGCUGCAGCUUGGCUCCAUCACGCAACCGGGGAUCGGUCGUAUUACGAGUAUGCCACUGGGGAGAAUGCAGAUGAGUUUGUUCAGUGGGGGAGUCCAACCUGGUUUAGCUGGGAUAACAAGCUUCCAGGUGCUCAGGUUUUGAUUUCUAGAGUGAGUUUCUUCAAUAGAAAAGGCCUCUCAAACUCUGUAACUCUCAAGAAGUAUAGGGGCACUGCAGAAGCCAUUAUGUGUGGCCUCUUACCUACCUCCCCAACUACCACUUCCAGCAGAACAGACUCUGGUUUAAUAUGGGUAAGUGAAUGGAACGCUCUCCAACAUCCCGCCGCAUCGGCCUUCUUAGCGGUUGUUUAUAGUGAUUACAUGCGCACUUCUCGCACCACAAAACUGUCGUGCGAUGGAAAAGAUUUUACACCAUACGAACUCCGAAAAUUUGCCAUGUCACAGGCUGAUUAUGUGCUAGGAGACAACCCAAUGGAGAUGAGCUACCUCGUUGGGUACGGAGAAAAGUACCCAACCUACGUUCAUCACAGAGGAGCCUCGAUCCCCGCGGGCCAGAAAAGCGGUUGCAAAGAAGGAUUCAAAUGGCUCCACUCGCCCAAACCGAACCCGAACGUCGCGGUUGGUGCACUAGUUGGCGGGCCAUUUCAAAAUGAGAGCUAUGUUGAUGUGAGGAACAACUCAAUGCAGGGGGAGCCAACUACUUAUAAUAGUGCACUCCUUGUUGGUCUUCUUUCUGGUCUGGUCACCACGUCUUCUGUGGUUGAGUCCUUUAUAAUCCUCCGGUGGGACUCCACUGCGUCUGAAGCCGCCAGAGAGAAGAUGAUAUUCGGCGGUGACUGGAAAGAGGCCGACCUGUACUUGCGUGUUGUCGAUGAAAUCCAGCGGUCAAUGGAGUCGGCCACGCUCUCCGAUGACCUGAGCAAGGCCAAAUACUCGAUCCAGAUUGCCAAAUCAAAGCUUUUGCUUCUCGAAUUGGUGGUGAGGACGGACGAUUGAGGAAGAGAUGUGGGCGGCGGUUUUGGGUGAUGAGGAAUGAUUUGAGGGGGGAGAGGAACUUCUAGGUUUCUUCAAUAGGGUUCUCCGAUUUUGAGUAGUCGAUCAGGAGGAGAUUGGAAAGGGGCAUUUUUGGUCAUUUCACAUAGUUAGUCAACCUCCCAUAAAAAUGAUCAAAAGUCAAAACGUAAACUUUAAUACCGGACGGAAGGAGUAUUAGUUACUCGGUAUUUUAAAAAAAAAUUAUUGAUAGAUUUUACUAUAUUAUGACACAAAAAUUCAUUUUUAUUGUGACUUGUCGGGUCCCUUAUUCCACGGGGAUGGGCUUAGG